This is a messenger RNA of Cherax quadricarinatus, 1600 nucleotides long. NCBI's taxonomy places the organism in Eukaryota, Metazoa, Arthropoda, Malacostraca, Decapoda, Parastacidae. The record is from RefSeq and is a predicted model, not a curated record.
CCUCAAGCCACCACAACCCUUCAACCCAGCAGUAACACUCCCUCAGUGUCAGUACUCUGGCUGACAGUGGCAGAGAAUCAGCAGUAAAGCUAUCCAAGAGUGAUUAAACAUGGCUGGGCAUUCUGUUCCGAUUGACUUCAGGGUUAAUCCUGCAAAAGUUUCCAACCCAGUGGAGAGGAAAACUUUGUUGCAGGAUCUGUUACCGCUCAUUGAACCUUUCACAGGACCCUUAAUUGAGACAUCAUUGUGUGAGGUGCCAGGCGGCUCUCAUGUGGCACUCUACUGCUCUGACACUAUGACACUAGCAGUUAAGCUCUAUUUCAAUGGACUGAUCUCUGCUACUGUGGAGUAUUACACAGAUGAAGUUAAUGAACACAAGAUAUCUAAUGAUGUAAGUAUUUUAGUUUUUCGUAAUAAUGGUAAAAUUACUGGCAGAAUGUUACGUAAUGGAGAACAAGCCACAUGGGGAUGGAAUUCUUCAGCUUUAGACCUCUUGCACUUUAGACCUCUCGCACUUUUGCAUCAUCAGGAGCUAUUGACAGAUGGUGAUGGCAUAAUGGAAGAUCAGGGAGGAGGAGAGAGGGAGUUAGGAGUGACAGAUGGUGAUGGCAUAAUGGAAGAUCAGGGAGGAGGAGAGAGGGAGUUAGGAGUUUCAGAUGACCGGAUCCUUGAAUAUGAUGUUGAUGAGCUGUUGUUCAGUGAGCAGACAGAGUUCCAGAAAGUUCAGAUCUACCACACAAAGAGCUUUGGAAACAUGUUGGUUCUGGAUGAUCUUCAGAAUCUUGCCGAGAGUGACCUGGCAUAUACUCAUGGACUGAUGAACAAAGGACUUGAGAACUUCAAGGAGAAAGAAAUACUUAUCCUGGGUGGAGGAGAUGGUGCUUUACUCUGGGAACUGCUGAAGGAGAAGCCUAAAUAUGUCACAAUGAUUGAUAUUGACGAUGCCGUAAUGAGGUCGUGUGCCAAGCACUUGAAGUCUGUAUGUGGAGACUGCUUGGACAACUAUGAUGGAGAACACUACAAGAUAAUUGUAGGUGAUGCUAUAUCUCACAUGAAAGAUAUGAUCAAGGAGAAACGAACCUUUGAUUAUGUAUUUGCUGACCUAACUGAUGUGCCAAUAUCCCCAUCGCCACGUGGGGAACUGUGGGAUUUUAUGCGUGCAAUUAUGAACCUUGGAACUGAACUUGUGAAACCUGACACUGGGAAAUACAUGACUCAUGCAACUGGAAUCCAGUGCAAGAAAGCUCUGACAAUGUUUGAGGAACAACUUAGUAGUCUUGAGAUACCUGUGACCUUCACUCAAACUAGUCACUAUGUGCCUAGUUUCAAGGAGAAAUGGUGCUUCUAUCAAGUCACUCACAAGUCUCUGAAAACAUAGUGGCGUAUAGUUCCUAGCAAUGGAGAAUUUGUAUUCAGUUUACUACAGAUACAGCAGAUUUCAGCACUUGACUCUUUUUUCGCAAAUUUCUUUUAUCUGUAGAGAUUAUUCCAGGUGAUACUCCUAUUAAAUUUAUACCUAACACUUGUAUUCAAUAUAUGCCAUAUACAGUAUUAUAUAUUUUAUAUACUGAUGAAAUAAAAUAAACCAAUUAAACAUUAA